Echinops telfairi (small Madagascar hedgehog) is the source of this 4511-nucleotide messenger RNA. It is a transcript of the gene KCNC2, whose product is annotated as potassium voltage-gated channel subfamily C member 2. The coding region runs from base 75 to 1988 and encodes 637 amino acids. Gene Ontology annotation, biological process: potassium ion transmembrane transport; protein homooligomerization. The transcript has 4 exons. The record is from RefSeq and is a predicted model, not a curated record. Gene Ontology annotation, cellular component: axon; voltage-gated potassium channel complex; neuronal cell body membrane. NCBI's taxonomy places the organism in Eukaryota, Metazoa, Chordata, Mammalia, Afrosoricida, Tenrecidae. Gene Ontology annotation, molecular function: protein binding; delayed rectifier potassium channel activity.
GGCUCUGACCACCCGGAUCUUGAACUUGACGUCCUGUUCCCCUUCCCCUCCCCAGUCAUGUCUGAGCCACAGAGAUGGGCAAGAUUGAGAACAACGAGAGGGUGAUCCUCAAUGUCGGCGGCACCCGGCACGAAACCUACCGCAGCACCCUCAAGACCCUGCCCGGGACCCGCCUGGCCUUGCUGGCCGCCUCCGAGCCCCAGGGUGACUGCCCGACCGCCGCGGGCGACCGGCCGCAGCCCUAUCUUCCUCCAGUCUCGCCGCAGCCGCGGGCGUCCCCGCUGCCCCCGGGCCCUGGAGGAGGCUGCUUCGAAGGCGGCGCGGGCAACUGCAGCCCCCGCAGCAGCGGCAGCGACCACCGGGGCGGCGGCCGCGAGUUCUUCUUCGACAGGCACCCGGGCGUCUUCGCCUAUGUGCUCAACUACUACCGCACAGGCAAGCUGCACUGCCCGGCCGACGUGUGCGGGCCGCUCUUCGAAGAGGAGCUGGCCUUCUGGGGCAUCGACGAGACCGACGUGGAGCCCUGCUGCUGGAUGACCUACCGGCAGCACCGCGACGCGGAGGAGGCGCUGGACAUCUUUGAGAGCCCCGACCUCAUCGGGGGCGAUCCGGGCGACGACGAGGACCUGGCGGCCAAGAGGCUGGGCAUAGAGGAUGCAGCGGGGCUGGGGGGCCCGGAUGGCAAGGGCGGCCGCUGGAGGAGGCUGCAGCCCCGCAUGUGGGCCCUCUUUGAGGACCCCUACUCAUCCAGAGCCGCAAGGUUUAUUGCUUUUGCUUCCUUAUUCUUCAUCCUGGUUUCAAUCACAACCUUUUGUCUGGAGACCCAUGAAGCUUUCAAUAUUAUUAGAAACAAGACAGAGCCCGUCAUCAAUGGCACAAGUGUUCUACAGUAUGAAAUCGAAACCGACCCUGCUUUGACGUACGUAGAAGGAGUAUGUGUGGUGUGGUUUACUUUUGAAUUUUUAGUCCGUAUUGUUUUCUCCCCCAAUAAACUUGAAUUCAUCAAAAAUCUCUUGAAUAUCAUUGACUUUGUGGCCAUCCUACCGUUCUACUUAGAGGUGGGACUCAGUGGGCUCUCAUCCAAAGCUGCUAAAGACGUGCUUGGCUUCCUCAGGGUGGUAAGGUUUGUGAGAAUUCUGAGAAUCUUCAAGCUCACUCGUCAUUUUGUAGGCCUGAGGGUGCUUGGACACACGCUUCGAGCUAGCACUAAUGAAUUUUUGCUGCUGAUAAUCUUCCUGGCUCUUGGAGUUUUGAUAUUUGCUACUAUGAUCUACUAUGCUGAGAGAGUAGGAGCUCAACCUAACGAUCCUUCCGCUAGUGAGCACACCCAGUUCAAAAACAUUCCCAUUGGGUUCUGGUGGGCUGUAGUGACCAUGACUACCCUGGGCUAUGGGGAUAUGUACCCCAAAACAUGGUCAGGGAUGCUAGUAGGAGCCCUGUGUGCGCUAGCCGGAGUGUUGACAAUAGCCAUGCCAGUGCCUGUGAUUGUGAACAAUUUUGGAAUGUACUACUCUUUGGCAAUGGCGAAGCAGAAACUCCCAAGAAAAAGAAAGAAGCACAUUCCUCCUGCCCCCCAGGCAGGUUCACCUUCCUUUGGCAAGACGGAGUUAAAUACGGCCUGCAACAGCACACAAAGCAACAUGUGUCUGGGCAAAGACAAUCUACUUCUGGAACAUAACAGAUCAGUUGUAUCAGGUGACGGCAGUACAGGAAGUGAACCGCCGUUAUCACCCCCAGAACGGCUCCCCAUCAGACGUUCUAGUACCAGAGACAAAAACAGAAGAGGGGAAACAUGCUUCCUACUGACAACAGGGGAUUACACGUGUGCUUCUGAUGGAGGGAUCAGGAAAGGAUAUGAAAAAUCGCGAAGCUUAAACAACAUAGCGGGCUUGGCAGGCAGUGCGCUGCGGCUGUCUCCAGUGACGUCACCGUACAACUCUCCUUGUCCUUUGAGGCGCUCGCGAUCUCCCAUCCCAUCUAUCUUGUAAAGCGAACCAUCAGUUGGCUAAAUUGUAUUAAGUGAAGUACUGUUUCCCCUGUAAUGGAAUUAAGUAAAAGUAGCAUUACUUCAGGCUCCAAUAGUAAAGUAUAACUCCUGCAUGACAUGACUAUUUGAAAAUCAGAAAUCCCACAUGGGUAGCUAAAGAAUCGUAUCCUGGCUUUAAAAAUUCACCUAAGGUAGUGCUACUCCUUCUCCAUAUUAUUUGACCUGAUCUCCUUUUGCAAUAACACGACAGGUAGUAUCAAUACUGGCCACUACACUAAUCCAUAAACAUAUCUUCAGGGAGAUAUAUUUAAAACUGUGUGCUUCCAAAUGCCAACCAUUCACUGGAUCUUCAUUCCUUGUGACUUUUCAAACCAUCCUGAAGAUAUCUGGGAUCCUGUCUUAUACUCAACAUGGCUUUGGUCACUUCCAUCUUGUCUCUGUCACCUGGGAGCAAUGGCUCAGAGUUUGGGGACCAUGGAUAACUUGAGAGAUGAACUAGCAUGGAACCAUUCUACAGAUGAAAGCAUUGGUCUACCAUUCUGCAUUUUGAAUUGUAGGAUGGGAAGGCCAAGUUUCUCCUUGAUUUAUUUUUCCUGAUCAGCUGAAAGAAAUGUUUGUUUUUAAUAGAUUAAUUUCCCAAUUGAUUUACUUUUCUUUAAGAACAAUUCUGUAUUCAAGUCAUAAAUGUCUGCGGUGGUUUGCACACAGAUAAUUGCAAAGAGGCUGUUAUUACUGAUCACACGCAAAGUGGAGCCAGAUCUGUAACUUCAUGAUGUAGGGAAGGCACAACAUGUAAGGCAAAGGUAACUUUCAGCCAGCUUUUAUUUUCACUGUUUAGCCAGAAAUGACCAUUUGAUCAGUGGCAUUUUCCCCCCUUAAUGGCAGGAUUUGUCACAAUGUUUAAUGACCGAAUAUGAACUAUUCUGAAAAACCUCAUAUCUUUUUACUCCCCUGAUUUAUUUUAAUUUUAUGAAUUUAUAUUCAAACAUUAAAGAGCAUUGGCUUUUGCAGAGGUUUUUCUGACCUGUCUUAGAUUUCGAAAUAACGGCAUUAAUCAUAUUUGCAGGAAGUGUUUGUUUAAUCAGGUGCUUUGUUCUGUAUGUUGUCUGUCUGUCUGUCUGAACUCUCUGUCUUAACUGUAUCUGCCAUAUGUCUCCACAAAGCACAGAAAUGCCUUGUUAAGGUGUUAAUGAUUUUAGUACUGGAUAUCUUUGCUUGUUUGCUUUGUGUAUAAAUCAAUGAUGCCCAGUGGACUACCUAAGCUAAUUAGUGCUGUGAACCUUUUUGAUAAGCAGGAUUUAAGGAGCAAUUUAAGCACCAUUGCACUUGGUUGCCUGCUGCAGUGUCAAUUUCUACUACCAGCAACGUGUCUUCAUCAUUACACUCUAUGGACACCCCCAGGGAGUCUUUUUCUGUCUGAAUGAAAGAAAUUCUGUUUACACAUCUCUAUGAAUGUGAUAGCAAUUGUGUGUCUGGGUGUAUUGGGCAAGAGACCGAAGAAAAAUGCCAUAAUAUAAUUAAGAAUAAAUGAUAUUCCUAAAGCAUUCCAGAUCCUAGAGCCUGUUGAGUAAUUCCUGAUUUUCAUGUGCAUUUUUUGUCACAAACACAAUUGCCAUUUUUGUCAUUGGCCACGUAACAUGUAUGACUCUGUAUCCCCAAAUUCUAGAGCAUGAUCUGCAUGUCAGAGAUCUUGUACAGCAAUGUGUUUACCCAGACAUACAUUUCUGAUAUUUAGAGAUGCAGUGAUCCUUUUGAUAACACCACAAAUAGGAAGUUAUAAUCACAUACAACUAUGGUAAAGGAAUUCAGCUACUGUCUGGUGCUGCUGUUACUGACUGCAGUGUUGUACACAAUUGUCGUGGAAUUUUUUCCGCUGAAAAGGGGGCAGUGCAUCCAGCCGUACUAAGAACUAUACCGGAAACAGACUGCUGCCGCUGAUGUGAUCAGGUUGCACUCGGAAGAGGGCCUGUGGCUUCAUAAGACAUUAAAGCCGUGACUGGAGCUCAUCCGGUACUCCCGUAUACGUGGUACACCUGUGGACUGGCUAGUGCUCCUGAAACAACUGUAAAUAUCGCGAUGUGUGCAUGGGUCCUUCAAUUUGGCUAUCUUAUACCAAAGGAAGCCAAAUUCACGGUCAACAUCUCUGAAGCUUCAAGUAAGACCUGCACCUCUGUCCAUCACUCCUUUGGGCUUGCAGUAGGUUGUGCUGCGAAUUACACAAGACAGUAAUAUUGAUGUAGUAUACGUCGGUCUUAACUUCUCUUAUUUCCAUUUUGUUAGUUGGAUACAUGAACAUUGUAUCAUUUCCUUAUAAACUACUUAUGUUCUCAUCUUGUCAGUCAUGUAAAAUUUUGGAGUCUACUUAUCAAACUGACCUAUUUUUAUUCAUAUUCUUGUUUAGUUCUGGAAUAAAUUGUUAUGACUGAAAACAGAGAAAAAAACACAAAAAUUACCAUUAUUCAUAGUUUUAAGUCUUUUUGUCAUUGUUACCUCAAUUAUAAAUACAAAAAAUAUAAAAUUCUGG